UGGUCACAGCUUCCUGUUUAGGAUCGCAAGCGGAUAUGAGCCGAGGAGCGUCUGAAAACUCUUCUCCUCCGCACAUUUAUCCCUCAUUCGUCAACGUUUCUUCUCGACAAGCGAACGAAGAACACACGACGGAACAAUGUCGGAGACGGGAAGCCGACUGCGGAAGCUGCUCGAGUCGCCCAACUUCGAGCCGCAGAACUACGUGAAGCAGCUGUCGCAGCUGUCGGACGGCGACCGCGACCUGCAGGAGCACCGUCAGAAGGUCCAGAGCCUGGCCGACGAGACGGCGCAGAACCUGAAGAAGAACGUCUACAAGAACUACCGGCAGUUCAUCGAGACGGCCAAGGAGAUCUCGUACCUGGAGAGCGAGAUGUACCAGCUGAGCCACAUCCUGACGGAGCAGAAGAGCAUCAUGGAGAGCAUCACGCAGGCGCUGCUGUCCACCGACAAGGACGAGACCUCCAAGGAGAUGCAGGCCGCCUUCCCCAAGGAGACGGAGGAGCUGAAGCAGCGGACGCUCACCUCGCUGCUGGAGAAGGUGGAGGGCGGCAAGAACAUCAUGGACACCCCGGGCAGGCACCUGGUCUACAACGGGGACCUCGUGGAGUUCGACGUGGACAACAUGUCGCCCGUCCAGAAGGUGCACGCCUUCCUCAUGAACGACUGCCUGCUGAUCGCCACCUGGCUGCCCAACCGCCGCGGCGCCGUCAAGUACAAGUACAACGCGCUGUACGAGCUGGACAGCUUCGCCGUGGUCAACGUGAAGGACAACGCCCCCAUGAAGGACAUGUUCAAGAUCCUCAUGUUCCCCGACAGCCGCAUCUUCCAGGCGGAGAACAGCAAGAUCAAGAAGGAGUGGCUGGAGAUCCUGGACGAGACCAAGAAGAACAAGGCCACCAAGGACCGGCACUCCAAGGAGGAGGUGGCGCCCGCCCCGCCCGCGAGGGCCGAGGUGUCCACCAACCCCUUCGAGCAGGACGACGACGACGGCGGCGACGACGACGACGACAACGAGGGCCCGGCGGACGCCGAGGAGCGCGUGGACCUCAGCCUGGAGUGGAUCCAGGAGCUGCCCGAGGACCUGGACGUGUGCAUCGCCCAGAGGGACUUCGAGGGCGCCGUGGACCUGCUGGACAAGCUCAACGAGUACCUCAAGGAGCUGCCGGUCACGCAGCGGGUGAAGGCGCUCCGGGCAACGGUGGAGGAGCGCGUGCGGCAGCUGACGGAGGUGCUGGUGUUCGAGUUGUCCCCGGAUCGGUCGCUCCGCGGAGGACCUAAGGCCACCAGGCGGGCUGUGUCGCAGCUCAUCAGACUAGGUCAGUCCACGAAGGCCUGCGAGCUGUUCCUGAAGAACCGCGCCGCCGCCGUCCAGACGGCCAUACGGCAGCUCCGCAUCGAGGGCGCCACGCUGCUCUACAUCCACAAGCUCUGCAACAUCUUCUUCACCAGCCUGCUGGAGACGGCCAAGGAGUUCGAGAUGGACUUUGCGGGGAACACGGGCUGCUACUCGGCCUUCGUGGUCUGGUCCAAGUCGACCAUGAGGAUGUUCGUGGACGCCUUCAGCAAACAGGUGUUUGACAGCAAGGAGAGCCUGUCGACGGCCGCCGAGUGCGUCAAGGUGGCCAAGGAGCACUGUCAGCAGCUGACGGAGAUCGGCCUGGACCUGACCUUCAGCCUGCAGUCGCUGCUGGUCAAGGACAUCAAGGCGGCGCUGCAGAGCUACAAGGACAUCAUCAUCGAGGCCACCAAGCACCGCAACUCGGAGGAGAUGUGGAGGAGGCUGAACCUCAUGACCCCCGAGGCCGUGGCCAAGCUCAAGGACGAGAUGCGCGGCUGCGGCGUGGGCAGCUUCGAGCAGUUCACCGGCGACGACUGCUGGGUGAACCUGAGCUACACGGUCGUGGCCUUCACCAAGCAGAUGAUGAGCUUCCUGGAGGAGGGCCUGAAGCUCUACUUCCCCGAGCUGCACAUGGUGCUGCUGGAGAGCCUGCGGGAGAUCAUCCUGGUGGCCGUGCAGCACGUGGACUACAGCCUGCGCUGCGAGCAGGACCCCGAGAAGAAGGCCUUCAUCGUGCUGAACGCCGCCUUCCUGCACGACACGGUGCUGCCCGUGGUGGAGCGGCGCUUCGAGGAGGGCGUGGGCAAGCCGGCCAAGCAGCUGCAGGACCUGAGGAAGAGCACCAGGCCGGUGCGCGUCAACCCGGAGAGCACCACGUCGAUGGUGUGAGACCAGUGACAACUUCCUCCGGGACAAUUUUGAAAUGGAAAAAAAGAAAAAAGGUGAGAAGCUGCAAUAGUGAACAAAACACACAUUCUGCGAGCGGAUGUCCUGUCGAGUUCAACAGCAGUUGUUUGGAGACAGCGGGACAGAAAAUGACAGAUGUGUCGUGGAGAACUUGGGAAAAGUGUGAAAGUGUGAAACGCUACUUUGCACCUGAAUUUGUGCUGACGCUCGUACAAAAACCUAGUGAUACUGAUGAAACAUUAUCUGUAUGUUAACUGUAGGGAUGCACUGAUACUGCGCUCUUGUACUUGUACUAAUAAAACUACUGUGAUACUUCAGCAGCAGAUACCACUACAGCAGCAUAGCGUCCUGUAGAGCAGGUCGGCGGCAUGACGCGGAGGAGGAGGAGCAAUGUCAGCGGUUUGUAGCAAACACACGCAAACUGUUCAAAAACAAAAAAAGCUGGUACUGAAGAUCAUAAUAUUUCAUGCUAUACGGCAUGUGAAAGCCGCGACUCCACAAAUUCCAAAGGUAUAUUUCUUCUUUUCAAAUAGGUGCAAGUAGCUAAAUCUAAGUACUUGUACUUGUACUCGGCCGGCAAAAAAAAGUGUUAUCGGUGCAUCCCUAGUUAAUUUUUUCCAUUAUUCUGGCAAUGUUAUUUCCCCUUUAGCCACACGUGACACUAUGUUUAUUUAAAAUUUGCAAACACAAAAAAAUCUUUAUGCAGUAUCUGUGUAUGUUAAUGCCAUUUCAAAAUUUUUGGUUAUCAGGCACUAAAAAGGAUUCUAGCUCAGUAGAGGACUGAUUUAAAAAGGGACGACUGAAAAGAAGAUGCACUGAUAACUUCUCACUGUUUUCACGGUAAUAGUCAAAAUCUCUAAGUUUGUGUUUGAAAGAAACACGGGAAAUUUAAUAAAAGACAACCGUGCACAAAUUGCAA
This is a messenger RNA of Scophthalmus maximus (turbot), 3164 nucleotides long. It is a transcript of the gene exoc8, whose product is annotated as exocyst complex component 8. The record is from RefSeq and is a predicted model, not a curated record. NCBI's taxonomy places the organism in Eukaryota, Metazoa, Chordata, Actinopteri, Pleuronectiformes, Scophthalmidae. Gene Ontology annotation, biological process: intracellular protein localization; Golgi to plasma membrane transport; exocytosis. Gene Ontology annotation, cellular component: exocyst. Bases 137 to 2227 code for a protein of 696 amino acids. The transcript is spliced from 4 exons.